AUUAAUGGUUUGAUUCUUGGUGAUUGUUUUUUCAGUCUUUUUUACAUUAUUAUAAAAAUUAAAAUUAACCACAGGCAAGUAAAUGCCCCAGUGGGUCAACUGCACCAGGUAACAUUUACCCAAGGAAACACAUAUCUGUAUGAACAAAAAUAAUCAAAUAUAUGCUCUCGCUUUGACUGCAUAAUGGGCUAUACUCUGUUGGAGAAUUAGAGAAUAACAAAAAGAACAACAAAAAUAAAUGGUAUCCAUAUUACAGUAUGUUAAAAACCAUUUGCUUACCUGGUUUCGUGAAUGCGAUGUCCCUGUCAAUCAUAAAAUGGUCUUCUUGUGAAUGACUAGCCUGCGUAGCAAGCGUUUCUGUGGGGUUUGGGAGCAAAGACUUACAGCACAAAAAAUGGAGCGAGUAAAAGAGGGGGAGGGGGAGGGGAAGGAAGGAAGGAAAUGCUUAUAGACAAACCCCUGGAUUUUGAAAACUGCCCACUUGGCCUUUCAUGUCAGAGUGUGCACACUGAGAUUUCGUGCUGUCAUCGGCUGUCAUAAAUUAAGCAAUAAAAUCUUUGGCCUUCCGUAACGGAAGAGAACUUUGAACCAAAAUAAACUUUAACUUGUCAAAAUAUAUCUGAAACAAAGAGCACACGGUGGGAAAGGAGAAAUCUCGAUGAAUUAUAAUUAAAUUUGGUAAUUUAUAAUCAAGCUAUAUUUCUACUCAAUCCAUCUAAAAGGAAGGACUGCAAGGAUGAAGUUUUAGCACAAAUCUGCCAGAAAGUUAAAAUGCGAGAAGUAUUCAAGUUGCAUUAGUAAUCCUUGUUCUUGCAAGAUUUGAAAUCUUGGAUCACUGUAUUCAUUCGUCCAGGAAUCGAUACAAGGUAAAAUUAGCAAGUCAACUCCUACAAAGGCAACUCCAGUAAAGAAGUGUUUGCUGGAAACGCCAGAUCCACAAAUCAGUUUGAGUGUUAUCGCCUGUAGCAAAAACAAACAACGAAAAGUCUUCUUGGAAAACUUUGGAAUUUGGGCAGGAGAGGCUUCAAACAUCUGAGAGGGAAAAUAAAGAUAAUCUUCCCCUAGGCGGCCUUGAAGUCAAAGUUGUUUAUAAAAUGUCCUCAUAAGAAUUCCCCGUGACGAGACGACUAAAUUUUUGGUAAGGCAAAUAUGUGACAAAAACUGGCAUGCCGCAGCUAACACUAUAACAAAUCAUUCAGAAUUGUAUCCAGAGGUUCUAAAUACUGUAAACAAAAAUGCUUCUAAUGAAAUGUCAGAGUACCUAUGACAACAUGUUGGUAUGUAACAAGCCAAACAAAAUCACUAGGUGUUCCCACGCAGUAGUGCAAAUUUUCUGUCCCGUGGUUUAUUAUCUCGUGCUUGGUGCGUGUGGCAUUCAAGAAAGUGAUGUUAAAAUUAAAGGAACAGCUGCAAAUUGUGUCACACUUGCUUUUGCAAUAAUGUGCAGGCUUCGAAAAACCAACGCGUUGGCAUUGCACUACAGGAUUUCUACCAUAUGACUAAAUCCUCGCUCAGCAAGAAGCCUUGCCAAAGUUACAAUGCGUAGCUCCAUAUUUCCCCACCACCUCCAUGGAAGAGAUUUUUCCCAACACUGAUACGCUUCUCAAGAAAUUGCAUUUAAUUUUUGAAAUUGUUCUUGUGAUGCAAUUUCAGAUGCCUACUGCAGAUUCCAGUAAAAAAAUUGUUUUUUCUCCCUUUUCCCCCAAAAGACCUCCUCAGAGGUGAUAUUCCCCCAUCAGGACUAUUUAAAGUACUAUAUGAAAAUCUUUAUCAAAUCAUUGCUCAAAAUUUGUGUGAUUCUGUUAAGAAUUAGAAUUACCAUUUUUGGGAUUUUGCCCUUGGCAGCUGCGAGUUGGUUUUCGGCAAUUAAAACACAUUUUCGUAACAUGGAAUUCCUAUAAAGUACAACAAACAAAUGUUAGUGAAAAGCAGUAUAGACUAAAAAACAUAAUUAUGAAAUUUUCCAAGUGCCAAUUAGUAUGCACACAGGUGUAACUGGUGUUGUUUACAAAUCAUACGGUGACAGCAAAGCCCGAUACUGGCAUUUCAUUGUGACAAACUCCAUCUUAGACUGUAAAAAUAGCUAUAAUAUAAUCGUUAUUUUGCAUUCUUUUGCCUUAUUCUUUUACCACCAAUUCCGUAUCCCUGAAAUGGAGCUCUCUUUUUCCUUCAUGGUUCUACUGCAUUCCAAGCUGAUAAUUAAACAUAUUGAGUGAAAUAUGUUAACCAGGCUCAAUGUAAAGUAUUUUUUUGGUUGCAUUUGUUGAAAUCUAAAAAUUAUGAUACACACUUAAAUUGUUGUGGAAACAAAACACUUACAGGCCUCCCAACUGUUGCCUGCAAUAAUCAGAGACACCAAUUAAAACAAGUUAAUUGUAUGAAUUUGAAGAGUUCUUCUGUUGGAACCCAUAACAUGGCAGACUACACGGUGGCUCGUUGCUAGGCAUUUUCCUCCCAUAGCGUCCUUUUGGUCACGUGACCAAGCGGCCCUCCGAGGGCGUCGUUUGUUUGUGCUCAAAAUAAUGUUGCUUUCAAUAGCCGCUUGUUGUUGGUAAUGACAGCCAAUAUGAUUAUAUUUAGCCAUCAUAUAAUAGCCCAACCUACCAACUACCGAUUUUUAAUAGUUCCGAUCGCAUAUGUUUCUGCUAGAGACGGAUUAUGACAUUUGUUUAAGGCCCACUCUAAGGCACAUUUCUGGGUUAAAAAUUGAGUAGGACUGAACCAAACCGUCUUUUUCUAGGGUAGGGACAGUCUUUCCAUAUUAGCGCUUCUUUUCAAUUUCAGGAUCCCCCCAUAGGAUUGUUUGGGAGAGCGAAAAACUAAAUCAUGAUGUUAUGAUAGAGUGUUUCGUGGAGGAAAUUGCGAAUUUCUUUAUAUUUCCUUUUUGUAACCUCCCUAAUAUGAAAUAAAAAAGCUUUAUCGAUGUCUUUUGUCUUUAUUUAUUCUUGCUUUGGGAGCAGAAAGCUAUAAAUUUGUUCAUCUUAAACCCAGAGUUUAUUGGAUACUCAAAGCUUCUUGUUGGCCGCCAUAUUGGAUUCAUCACUGGCAUCGACCUUUCAUACAGCACAGCAAUAAAAGGACCUUUUACUGGUGAUUUUCGAUAUGGAACACAAUCUCUCAGGCGUUGAAGAGAAAGAGAGGUAAAGAAAAUAGUUUUGAGCACGGCUUUGACAGAAUACCUGUCUUUACUUGGAGGCCAUCUUUGAUUUCAGAAAGACUCAUGAAUAAAAACGAAUUUCUUUCUUGUUGUAGUCGAAAGCAGUCGUGUGGAAAAAGCAAAAAGUGCAGCAAGCCCAAUGCUCACCAUGGAUGCUGUGAUUCAAAGAGAGUUUUUCAUGAGUUUUGGAAAAGUUCAACUUCGCAUGUAGCUUUGAAAAGGAAGGGUCAAUUAAAUGAAGAAAACAGGAAAAUAGAAGAACUUCACACCAAAAGGCUCGUCUGGAUGAAGUUGGUAAAUAUCACAGAGUGUUUUAAAAGGCCUUAAGUUUCUCCUUUUUAAUAUAUUAAAAUCAGGACUGAUAUUUAUAUAAAUUUAAUAAUUUAUUUCAUCUUGCAAAUAACUUCUGAAUAUUUGACUUUGUUUUCACAGACAAACAAGUGCAAAGCUCAGUAGCUCAAAAGGAUGUGGCUUGAAAGAAGUGUAGAAGAAAAGACACUCCAAGUUCAACAGCAAGAGGAGAAAGUCAAGGAAUUAAAUGAGCAAUACAACAAAUUUAAAUCUUUACUUGAGCAGAAAGGGUUUUCUGUCAGUAGGAGACAAAAUACUACUACUACUUAUGAGAUGGUUACAAAUGUCAAUUCUAGUACUAGAUAUAGAAGAAGACAUGAAACCAAAAAUGUCUUAGAAUUUAUACAUGGGGGAAAAGAAGGAUCACUCCAUGGGGCUUGGGAUUAUGUGUCAUCUACUGCUGACAAUCAAACCAUGGAUAAGCUGAUUUCAGGGCUCAAACAGGGAAAAUAUAUCCAAGGCUUGUUUGACAAGACAAUGAAGCACUAUCAAAAUUCAGAAGAGGCUUUGAAGCAAGCUGUGCUUAUGAAGUACCAAAACUUUUUGUCUAGAAGAAAGUAUGCCCUUGUCUGUAAAACUCAGUCCUCAGUUUUUGAUCCCAAUUCUGAACUCUGGGUGCCUCGCAACAUGAAAUGUUUAGGUCUGGACUUAAGGGUUCCAUGUAUAACUAUUUCUGAUAAGCGGGUGGAAAAUUUUGUGAAGAGUCUUGACAUUGGCCAUGUCAAUCAAAUCCCCAAUGCAUCAGGUGUUUCUAGAACAAUAACUGGGUUGGUAUUUAUGGUAAUUGAUUUGCACUUGAGACUUCCUCAUUUGUCACGUAAACUCACUUGGUUCAAUGAGAACACAAAUCAUUUUAUAUUUCAAUUUUCUGAUGAUGGGGCUCCUGAGUCCAGCCAACUAACUAUGUCAAUAGGAAGUCUGACAUGUUGGAACUUUGGGGAUAGGGUAAGAAGUAGGGAUUUCCAAUAUAUUUUACACUGUGUCAGUUUGGGGGAAAAACAUGAGGUGCUUGAAAGUAUUUGGAAGCAACAUACUGAUGAAAUGGAAAUGUUAGACGGUAAUGUUUUUAAUGUUUGUGACAGGCAAUGUACUUUAGAGUUUCAGCCAAGUGCUGAUAUGAGCCGGCAGAGCUGGGCUAAUAAUGAAUUAAAUCAAGCUGCUACUUAUCCUUCUCCUUAUGCUAAUGUUAGCAAAGGAAACAUGUGUACCAUGGGUGCUACAAUUGGGUUGAGGGAAGAAGAUUUAUUUAAGCCAUUUACUCUAGAAAUCAGGAAAUCUCAUGUUAACAAGGUUGACAAUUUCAUGAAUUCAUUGCCGUCUAAUUUGUCUGAGAAGAAUCGCCAUGCCAGAAAACUAAAGUUUAUGGCAGAAAGUGGGAUACGGCAGUUAGGUCCACCCNCUAGAGGUAUAGAAAUUGUCAGCAUAAAGAUGAUGGUUUGUAUGGUGUAG
Orbicella faveolata is the source of this 4957-nucleotide messenger RNA. RefSeq lists its product as uncharacterized. Lineage: Eukaryota; Metazoa; Cnidaria; Anthozoa; Scleractinia; Merulinidae. The record is from RefSeq and is a predicted model, not a curated record.